AUGCCACGAGAAAAGACAGCAACGCCUACUACUCCAACACCACCUACACCACAACAGAAUUUUCGGGAUAUGAGAAAGUGGGACGGGAACAGAGAAUCCUUUGACAACAAGAGAUUCCAGGGUACCCCAAACUCUGCACGGGGCAAGGGAAAGAAAACUACUCCAUAUCAAGGUGGAGAGUACCGUCAGAGAGCACCUCCCUGCGCCAAGUGCCAGAAGAAUCAUAUGGGGGAGUGCAGAAUCGGGACGAAUGUAUGCUACAAGUGUGGUGGAGUUGGACACUUCGCCAAAGAGUGCCCUAGCAACAAUAACGCUGGAGUUGGGGGAACACCAAAUGGGCCUCGAGGGAAUACUACACCACCUCAGCAGCCGCAACAGCGUUGCCAACCAUAUCCCACUCAGGCUAGGGCCUAUGCUUUGGGACGCAAACAAACUAAAGCCGCACAGGGAGACCUGAAACAUGAUAAUUUGGCAGGUGAGCAAGAGAAGUUCCGAGAAGAGGCUGACAAUGCCCUCACCUACGAGGGAAGGCUAUGUGUGCCGAAUGACGAAGGACUUCAAAAUGAAAUUUUGACUGAGGCAUGA
Molecule: messenger RNA, 585 nt
Organism: Salvia splendens (bonfire salvia)
Lineage: Eukaryota; Viridiplantae; Streptophyta; Magnoliopsida; Lamiales; Lamiaceae
Product: serine/arginine-rich splicing factor RS2Z32-like
Exons: 2
Coding region: 1-585 (194 amino acids)
Molecular function (GO): zinc ion binding; nucleic acid binding
Source: RefSeq, a predicted model, not a curated record